Molecule: messenger RNA, 1779 nt
Organism: Talaromyces marneffei
Lineage: Eukaryota; Fungi; Ascomycota; Eurotiomycetes; Eurotiales; Trichocomaceae
Exons: 1
Coding region: 1-1779 (592 amino acids)
Biological process (GO): carbohydrate metabolic process
Source: RefSeq, a predicted model, not a curated record
AUGAUGGCAACGAUCUUAUCUGCAGUUGUCCUGCCACUCCUCGCUUUGCUAAUUGGCACUGCUUUCGCAGUGCCGGACUUGCGACAAGCCGUGCUACAGCCGAGCGAUGCGAAUCAAGAUAUGACUGCAACUUCGACGCAAAGGCAAACUCUAAAGGAUAUGUUAUACGCCCUCGAUGUCAUGCAAGACAGUUACUUUGAGCAAUGGCUCGGUACAUGGCCGGAUGCCCUUGACUGGACUGCCGCAGUCGUUGGUACUCACAUAUCCGGUGUCUUGUCAUCGUUGACAAUGACAUCUCCGGAAUUACUUUCAUUGCCAAUCGCAAACAAUUCUGUUCUUGAACAGAUGCUUGCAUAUGAGAACCUCAUCAACGGCUAUUUCCAUCAGAUCUCGAGUUUUUAUUUUGGAGAGAACGCUUUCGCCGUCAGAAUGCAAGCAUUCGACGACAUGCUAUGGAUUGUUCUCGGCUGGUUGGAGAGCAUCAAGUUCCAAAACCUACAUUCCGAGUUACAUUAUGAGACCACGAAUUCCACGAUCGAGGCACAAUGGCAUGGAAAACAGCUUCGCGUGCCUGCAGCGCACCGAGCUCGUAUAUUCUACGACUUAGCAUCUACAGGCUGGGAUAGCAAGUUGUGCGAAGGUGGGAUGAUCUGGAGUCCGUACCUUGAGCCGUACAAGAAUGCGAUUACGAACGAGCUGUUCAUCUCGGCGAGCAUCGGAAUGUAUCUGUAUUUCACGGGUGAUCCUAUCAGUGCACCAUUCAUGCCUUCGGAUCAUUAUCGUGUGCACGACCCCAGUUACCUAGCUGCUGCGGUGCGUAGUUAUCAGUGGCUCAAAGAUUCUAAUAUGACUGGGACUGGUGGUCUGUAUGCGGAUGGAUUCCAUAUUCAUGGCUAUAAGGGCGUCAAGAACCCAGGAACGAAAAAAUGCGACGUACUCAAUCCGAUGGUCUUCACUUAUAACCAGGGCGUCAUCCUCAGCGGGCUGAGGGGUCUAUGGCUCGCCACAGGCUAUCAAGAUUAUCUCGAGGAUGGACACGAACUCAUUCAACGCGUGAUCCGGGCUACAGGAUGGCCCAAAACCAAUCGCCGCAACUGGGCUGGUCUUGGACGAGGCGGCGUUCUCGAAGAAGCCUGCGAUUCUCAUAGUAACUGCUCACAGGACGGACAUACCUUCAAGGGAAUAUUCUUCCAUCACUUGACUGAAUUCUGCCAUAUUCUGCGACCAGAAGAAGUCAGAUUACUUGCUCUGUUUGCCGAGCCCGGGGAGUCAAUAGAAGAGAAGCAAGAUCUGUUCAACAAAUGGCAUUUGGCUCAAUGCCAAAAGUAUGGGAAUUGGGUAGCGCAUAAUGCCCAGGCGGCGAUUGCUACUAGAAAUGAGCAAGGGAAAUUCGGCAUGUGGUGGGGAGUGACGUUCCCUAGUUCACGCGUUGACCUUCCCGGUACCGAUAUGAAAGAUUCGGCAUCCAAUAUACCACCUGGGGCUAUAGAUUAUGCGAACCACGGGCAGGCAGGCAGGGACUCGGAGGAUCUCAAAGGCCUACUACGACCAGUCUCUGGAGAUAAAUAUAGCGAGGAUACCGGAGACUCGACGAUACCCUCGAAAAUGGGCACGCCGCUCCCUCUAACCGAAGAGGCCGCUUCAGGACAGUAUCAGAACGGUAGAUGGGCGAGGGAUGUAAAUGAUCGAGGCCGAGGUCGCACUGUUGAGACACAGUCUGGUGGUCUUGCCGUGCUGCGUGCAUGGUAUCAAUGGCAGACAACAUCAUUUUUACAAUAG